AUGAAGAGGGACAGGGCAUCAGGCAAUAUAUCGGAGGUUCUUGGGUUUUCUCUCCCAGGGUAUUCGUACGACAGCACGCUGCUCUCCAAGGCCAACGGCACAAUGGGCAAUACCAUGCUCAACUACAGCACCUUCAUGGAUGACGACAAGAUCAGCUUGCCGUAUGCACCGCCAUGCCCCACUCGCUGCAUGUCCCACUCGCUGCAUGCCCCUCUCGCUGCAUGCCCCUCUCGCUGCAUGCCCCUCUCGCUGCAUGCCCCUCUCGCUGCAUGCCCCUCUCGCUGCAUGCCCCUCUCGCUGCAUGCCCCUCUCGCUGCAUGCCCCUCUCGCUGCAUGCCCCUCUCGCUGCAUGCCCCUCUCGCUGCAUGCCCCUCUCGCUGCAUGCCCCUCUCGCUGCAUGCCCCUCUCGCUGCAUGCCCCUCUCGCUGCAUGCCCCUCUCGCUGCAUGCCCCUCUCGCUGCAUGCCCCUCUCGCUGCAUGCCCCUCUCGCUGCAUGCCCCUCUCGCUGCAUGCCCCUCUCGCUGCAUGCCCCUCUCGCUGCAUGCCCCUCUCGCUGCAUGCCCCUCUCGCUGCAUGCCCCUCUCGCUGCAUGCCCCUCUCGCUGCAUGCCCCUCUCGCUGCAUGCCCCUCUCGCUGCAUGCCCCUCUCGCUGCAUGCCCCUCUCGCUGCAUGCCCCUCUCGCUGCAUGCCCCUCUCGCUGCAUGCCCCUCUCGCUGCAUGCCCCUCUCGCUGCAUGCCCCUCUCGCUGCAUGCCCCUCUCGCUGCAUGCCCCUCUCGCUGCAUGCCCCUCUCGCUGCAUGCCCCUCUCGCUGCAUGCCCCUCUCGCUGCAUGCCCCUCUCGCUGCAUGCCCCUCUCGCUGCAUGCCCCUCUCGCUGCAUGCCCCUCUCGCUGCAUGCCCCUCUCGCUGCAUGCCCCUCUCGCUGCAUGCCCCUCUCGCUGCAUGCCCCUCUCGCUGCAUGCCCCUCUCGCUGCAUGCCCCUCUCGCUGCAUGCCCCUCUCGCUGCAUGCCCCUCUCGCUGCAUGCCCCUCUCGCUGCAUGCCCCUCUCGCUGCAUGCCCCUCUCGCUGCAUGCCCCUCUCGCUGCAUGCCCCUCUCGCUGCAUGCCCCUCUCGCUGCAUGCCCCUCUCGCUGCAUGCCCCUCUCGCUGCAUGCCCCUCUCGCUGCAUGCCCCUCUCGCUGCAUGCCCCUCUCGCUGCAUGCCCCUCUCGCUGCAUGCCCCUCUCGCUGCAUGCCCCUCUCGCUGCAUGCCCCUCUCGCUGCAUGCCCCUCUCGCUGCAUGCCCCUCUCGCUGCAUGCCCCUCUCGCUGCAUGCCCCUCUCGCUGCAUGCCCCUCUCGCUGCAUGCCCCUCUCGCUGCAUGCCCCUCUCGCUGCAUGCCCCUCUCGCUGCAUGCCCCUCUCGCUGCAUGCCCCUCUCGCUGCAUGCCCCUCUCGCUGCAUGCCCCUCUCGCUGCAUGCCCCUCUCGCUGCAUGCCCCUCUCGCUGCAUGCCCCUCUCGCUGCAUGCCCCUCUCGCUGCAUGCCCCUCUCGCUGCAUGCCCCUCUCGCUGCAUGCCCCUCUCGCUGCAUGCCCCUCUCGCUGCAUGCCCCUCUCGCUGCAUGCCCCUCUCGCUGCAUGCCCCUCUCGCUGCAUGCCCCUCUCGCUGCAUGCCCCUCUCGCUGCAUGCCCCUCUCGCUGCAUGCCCCUCUCGCUGCAUGCCCCUCUCGCUGCAUGCCCCUCUCGCUGCAUGCCCCUCUCGCUGCAUGCCCCUCUCGCUGCAUGCCCCUCUCGCUGCAUGCCCCUCUCGCUGCAUGCCCCUCUCGCUGCAUGCCCCUCUCGCUGCAUGCCCCUCUCGCUGCAUGCCCCUCUCGCUGCAUGCCCCUCUCGCUGCAUGCCCCUCUCGCUGCAUGCCCCUCUCGCUGCAUGCCCCUCUCGCUGCAUGCCCCUCUCGCUGCAUGCCCCUCUCGCUGCAUGCCCCUCUCGCUGCAUGCCCCUCUCGCUGCAUGCCCCUCUCGCUGCAUGCCCCUCUCGCUGCAUGCCCCUCUCGCUGCAUGCCCCUCUCGCUGCAUGCCCCUCUCGCUGCAUGCCCCUCUCGCUGCAUGCCCCUCUCGCUGCAUGCCCCUCUCGCUGCAUGCCCCUCUCACUCGCACUCUCAAAACGCACUCUCACACCACCCGCAUCAACUCUUCUCACACCCCUCUCUUGGUCACCCAUCAUCCCCCUACCCCAUCCCUUCACAAUAGACGUACCUUCCCAUCCCACGUUCCUUCUCCCCUCUUUCUCCCCUUUCUCUCCCUACCUUCCUUCCACUCCCACCGUCGCGCGUGUGCAUGUCCCCACCAGCGUGUAUCCGUACUACGUGAAUCUCAAGCUGGGGUCGCAGAAGCAGGAGUUCAGCAUGGCUCUCAACCUCGCUAUUCACGAGACCUUCGUGCCCUGCGACUGCUUAUACUGCGGCUCCUCUCGCGACGGGACCCCUGACAGCACGUCCUUCAGCACGCUUGCCUCCACAACCCUGCAGUACAUCUCCUGCGCCGACCAGCGCUGCAUGACAGACAUUGACAAUGGCUACUACGGCUGCAACGCGGAAGGACUCCCCAACUACCUCAACCUCACGGAAUACCUGCCUGGAGACGACGCCCUCUGCGUGUACAGUGCUAGCGCAUCAGCCUACGAUUACUACGAAGCUGACGAUGCGACGAAUUUUUACCUUCAAUCAUAUGGGCAUGUGAUGGAAGAUACCAUCUACCUCACUGCACCUGAUGGUACCGAAGUCAACCGAUCCAUCAUUCUUGGCUGUGUGAUGAACCAGCAUGGCUAUUGGGGCACGGGUGUGUCGUGGACAGCAGAGGGCGUGCUGGGGCUGGGGUGGAACAGCGCUUUCCUAUAUCAGCUCACCGGCACUGGUCACGCAAUCACUUUCGCAGUGUGUUUGGAGAAGCCCACGCCCACCAACGAGACGGGGUCGGAUGGCCAGUUGCCGCUGAAGAAAGGCAGCAGCCAUCUCACCAUCGGAGCCACCGGCCUCCCUGCCGGCGCCAACUACUCCAAAAUGGUUUUUACUGCCAGAAUGCAAUACAGCCACAUCACACUCGUCAACGCCACGAGCGCCCAACGCAUUAAAGACGAAGAAAGCUACGCAGCCGACGUAAACCAAAACUACCUGCCUGAUGGAUUCCCAGACAACGCCACGCCGGGCUUCUUCUUCAUGCCCGAGUCCUUCGUGCAUCUCCUGCGCUACCCCCUCUUCAAGAGCCUUCACAACACGCUCCAAGACAUGACAGGGCAGGAAAUAUUUUUCGACAAUGAAGCUGAACAUGCGAUGUUUCGGCUUUUAUGCUUCACAAAUGAGAACAAGGCGGUGGAUCCUUUUGUCACCUUCCCCACCAUCGUCAUUACGUUCCUCCCUCCAGACAACAGCAGUGCGCAGGAUACCUACCACCACUUCUUUCUCAAGCCUCGGGAGUACCUCGCGCAGGUUUCACCUUCUAAAUACUGCAUUCUGGCGACUUGGAUUCCUCCCUCAUAUAACUAUGUCAACUACAUUGGAGGUACGACGCCCACCUACGGCACAUCCUCACUGAUUUCUACGACCACCCUUUUCCGUUCCUUGCCGACUUACCACUGUGCUGUGCGGCCCAACCCUUGCCAUCCGCCACUACAGGUGCACCGUGCAUGGCUUCUUUUCUCCAUGCCGUGUUGCCAAUCUACUGCAUGA
Closterium sp. Yama58-4 is the source of this 3696-nucleotide messenger RNA. The record is from the annotation of a GenBank genome assembly. Lineage: Eukaryota; Viridiplantae; Streptophyta; Zygnematophyceae; Desmidiales; Closteriaceae.